Punctularia strigosozonata HHB-11173 SS5 is the source of this 240-nucleotide messenger RNA. RefSeq lists its product as uncharacterized. The record is from RefSeq and is a predicted model, not a curated record. The transcript has 2 exons. The coding region runs from base 1 to 240 and encodes 79 amino acids. NCBI's taxonomy places the organism in Eukaryota, Fungi, Basidiomycota, Agaricomycetes, Corticiales, Punctulariaceae.
AUGCAGAAGGUCGCCGGCGUCACAUAUGUGACCUACACUGACGACAUGAUCAAGAAGCUCAACAAGGACAACUGGUCCAAGCCCGAGCCGUACCCCACGUCUGAUCUGCUCUCCAGCCCGUUCUCGAACAACUCGGCUCACCUCGCCCUCCUUGCAUCAUCAUCAUCAUCACCACCAUAUCUCACCUACUUCACCUAUCUCCACCUCACUCCAGCAUCAGGACACCAUGUCCUCGUCUAA